AGCCUGAUUUACCAUGCACACUUAUCCUCUCUUAUCAGCACAAUCAAACUUUACAUAACACUUUUCAAUAUUCUACCUUGACUUGAGUGAAUAUCUGUGUGUAAUAUGCACUGACCGAGGUGCGCACAACUAAGUCAUCAACUUCUGACCAAAGUUCCUGUCUUUCUGGUCAGGCGCAGUCUGUGGGCAGCUAUAUUUGGGCUCCGUCUGUUGAUUCUAAUAGCCGUUUUCCGCUAUCUGCCUCUUGAUUAAUAUCCACGAUAGCUAUAUUGACUCGAGGAGGUUGCAGCGUGUUCCUUCAGAACCAUGGCGUCAGGCGAACCAAGAGCGAAGAAACUCCGACUGACAGAUGAGAAAAAGGAGAAGAAAACCCCAGAAAAGAAGACCCCAGAGAAAACCCCAGAGAGUUCAAGGAAAGCCCCGACCAAACUGGGCCCUAAUUCUCUGUUCGGGAUGGGGAACCCCCUGCUGGACAUCUCAGCUGUCGUGGACAAGGACUUCCUGGAGAAGUACGGUCUGAAGCCCAACGACCAGAUCCUGGCCGAGGACAAGCAUAAAGCAUUGUUUGAAGAGAUUGUCAAAAAGUUUAAAGUAGAGUACCAUGCCGGAGGAGCUACACAGAACUCUAUAAAAAUCGCCCAGUGGAUGAUCCAGGAUCCCCACAAGGUGUGUACGUUCUUCGGCUGUAUCGGAGAAGAUAAGUUUGGGGAGAUUCUGAAGCAGAAGGCAGACGAGGCCCACGUGGACGCCUACUACUAUGAGCAGACAGAGGAGCCUACAGGGACCUGCGCCGCAUGCAUCACCGGAGACAACAGGUCCCUGGUAGCUAACCUAGCGGCAGCUAACUGUUAUAAGAAGGACAAACAUCUGGACUUGAAGGAGAACUGGAAACUGGUGGAAAAAGCCAAAGUUUACUAUAUCGCUGGUUUCUUCCUGACGGUGUCUCUGGAGUCCAUACUGAAAGUGGCCAAACACGCUUCUGAGAACAACAAGCUGUUCACUCUGAACCUCUCCGCUCCCUUCAUCUCUCAGUUCUUCAAAGAUGCCCUCAUGGAGGUCAUGCCCUAUGUGGACGUGCUGUUCGGCAACGAGAUGGAGGCGGCCACGUUUUCAAAAGAGCAAGGCUUUCAGACUGAGGACAUCGAGGAGAUUGCUAAGAAGGCCGAGGCUCUGCCCAAAGUCAACAAGAAGAGACCGAGAAUCGUUGUCUUUACUCAGGGGAAGGACGGAACCAUCAUGACCAAAGGAGGUGACAAGGUGGAGACGUUCCCAGUGCUGAAGAUUGACCAGAAGGACAUUGUGGACACAAAUGGAGCCGGAGAUGCCUUUGUAGGAGGAUUCCUGUCAGAGUUGGUCCAGGACAAGGAGUUGGAACAGUGUGUGAAAGCAGGACACUACGCUGCCAACGUCAUCAUCAGACGAGCAGGAUGCACCUUCCCCGAAAAACCAGACUUCCACUGAUGACCUGUAACCUUAAUUGCUGACCUCUUACCCCUACCCCAUCCACCCUUCCAACUGAAUGAAACCAGGUCCCCCCUGUCCUUUUUUUUCUUCCAACCAUCCAUCCAUGCCUUCAUCCAAUCCAUCCAUAUAUCUGUCAUUGCUUUCAUCCCUUCUUCCCUUGUCUUUCUGCAACCAGACUUCUGUGCCUAUUCUUCUUGUCCUACGCUAGGGGAUGCUUUCGGGCCACACUGCCUGAUACAGCAGUAUCUGUUUAUACUGAUGUUCAACUGCCCUCCCUAAGGACUGCUGAAGUCUACUGCCCUCUGUAAACACAGUUAGACAUUAGGUACCAACGUAAUACUGCCGAUUCACAGUUAACUAUCAGCCUCUCAAUAAACUGUCAUGUUUACACACACUGCAGGAUGCUGCUGGAAUCCGACUGCUGUCCAGUCUUCUCCUUGGAGACCGAGCUAAAGCCAAGUUAGUGAGUCAGGAUUAGGUAACCGGUUAGGGACAUGGUUAAUGGGUUAGUUACGGAUGGGUGAACACUGCGCAUAGAAAUUAGAUAGGCGGUGUCAUUGUGGUUUAGAUUUGAUCAUUGUUUUCAUUGAUUGAUGUUUUAUUGUGACUGGAGGCUUAUUGAAACGGAAAAGUGUUGUUGCAGGGUAGUGUUGCUGUAAAACCAAACAGAUUCCUUAACCUUAAAGCGCACAGUAAAAGUGUAAAGUUCUCUGUACACUUUGUAAAUGUGUAAAGGCCUCUGUGCACUUUGUAAACGUGUCAAAGCC
Molecule: messenger RNA, 2231 nt
Organism: Oncorhynchus kisutch (coho salmon)
Lineage: Eukaryota; Metazoa; Chordata; Actinopteri; Salmoniformes; Salmonidae
Product: adenosine kinase
Exons: 11
Coding region: 307-1461 (384 amino acids)
Biological process (GO): purine ribonucleoside salvage; purine nucleobase metabolic process
Cellular component (GO): nucleus; cytosol
Molecular function (GO): adenosine kinase activity
Source: RefSeq, a predicted model, not a curated record